AGUAAACAAAUUUCUUCCAGUUCAGUGAGUCCCAUUGUCAGCCUAAGAUGGCCCACACUGCUCGCAGCGAUGAAGAAAAGAGAGAGUAUUUUGAUCCUCCAGACGUCCUGGAGGAGAAAGUUGAUAUGCUAGUCCAGUGGAUAAAGGACAGCAAGCACAUGAUUGCAUUUACAGGAGCUGGAAUAAGCACUGGGGCUGGAAUACCUGAUUUCCGAAGUGGAAUGGACACUAAAUUGAGUACUGGUCCUGGUGCUUGGGAGCUGAGGGCUCAAGGUGCCUCCAGAGAUAGAGCCAAGUAUCGUACAACGUCCACUACCAAAGCAAUUCCCACACCGACCCAUAUGAUGUUUGUUAAACUGCAAGAAGAAGGGAUACUGAAAUUCUGUGUAAGUCAAAACACUGACGGCCUCCAUAGGAGGAGUGGUUUACCUAAAACAGCAUUGGCCGAGCUACAUGGCAACAGUAACCUUGAGGUGUGUCAGAAAUGUGGGCGAGAGUAUUUAAGGGACUUCCCCACUCGGACAGCAUUUGGUAUAUUUGCUCAUGAGACUGGCAGGAAGUGCGAUGAUCGUAAAUGCCGUGGUCCUCUUUGUGAUACCAUCAUUAAUUUUGGGGAAAAUUUACCUGAAGCUGAUUUAAACAAGUCCUUUAAAGAAGGAGGGAUAGCAGACCUUUGUCUAGCAAUGGGGUCAAGUUUGACAGUCACUCCUGCAGCUCACAUACCAAGACUCGUCUCGGAAAGUGGCAGGAAACUAGUUAUAGUCAACCUGCAGAGAACAGCAUUGCACAGUAUGGGUACACUCUGUAUUCAUGCUAAAUGUGAAGAAGUGUCGACAAUGGUAAUGAAGAAGCUUGGAUUACCCAUACCUGAGUUUCGAUUAAAGAGACUAGUCCUUAUUACCACGUCACAUUGCGAGGAUAAAGGAGAAGUGGAAGUGGCCAUUGAAGGACAGGACGCUUUUGGAUAUAUAUUCUCUUUUUUAACUGGUGUUGACAUGACUGAGAAUGGUGGUCAUGGACGUACGCAUCAUCUUAGAGAGCCGUUUGGUAUCAAGCUUCCAUGGAAGCCGACAGAUCCGUCUGGAGAAGAGAUGAAAGUUGAGCUCACGUUUCAUUUCCAGGGCCAUUAUGGCGAGCCCUCCAUAGCCAGGAACCUCGUGAUAAAGAAAGGAAUGAAAGAUAAGCUUUCUUAUCUCAAGCUGUCGUACAAUCCAUUCAAUGGGCAGUGGACUGUCACUGACGAAGAAAGUAAGGUUGAAGGUGAGGGCAGAGUCUCUGAGCAGCUGGAAAAGGCUUCAAUAAAUUAAAGAUUAUUUUUAAAAAUUAAAAUAACAAUAAUAAUAAUAAUAAUAACAAAAAUUAGAACAUAGCACCAAUUAACACAAAUUUUGUAAUGUUUGAUCUGCAUCAAUUUUUAUCAAGUUUUUAAACUUAAAAAA
Amphimedon queenslandica is the source of this 1439-nucleotide messenger RNA. RefSeq names its product NAD-dependent protein deacetylase sirtuin-6-like. The record is from RefSeq and is a predicted model, not a curated record. Gene Ontology annotation, molecular function: NAD+ binding; histone deacetylase activity, NAD-dependent. Bases 48 to 1307 code for a protein of 419 amino acids. Gene Ontology annotation, cellular component: nucleus. The transcript has 11 exons. Lineage: Eukaryota; Metazoa; Porifera; Demospongiae; Haplosclerida; Niphatidae.